AAACCAGGUUGUCAUAGUCAUUGCUCUAGUGCCAGUAGAGCAGAAAGGAGUUUGUACAACAGGAUCUACCACACUUAAAUGUUCCUUGCCAACUGUAAAGCAAGAAUGAAUCCUGAAGACAUGCAUGCACACUCGGAAAAUCUAUCAGUCUUUAAAAAUGACUCCUGCGAUAUCUUCAUUUUCCCUAAGACUGCCAAAGUCCUAUUUCCAAUUUUUUACCUAGCCAUCUUAAUAAUUGGCUUGAUGGGAAAUCUUCUUGUCCUUUAUAUCAUCUUUCAUAAUCAACUUAAAGUCAACUCAACAAGAAUCUACCUGGUCAACCUUGCUCUGUCAGACACUUUGUUUGUUUUGGCAUUACCAGGGAGAAUUGUUUACAACAUAAGAGGGUUUGACUGGCCAUUUGGGGACUUUCUUUGUCGGAUUAACGCUGUCAUUAUUUACACAAAUACAUAUGUUGGCAUUGGCCUUAUGACCUGCUUAAGCAUUGAUCGCUAUUUGGCAAUGGUUCAUCCUCGUCACUUCAGAAAACUUAGGAGUGUGGGAGUUGUAAAGGGUAUCUGUGUUUUAACAUGGUUUCUUGUCUUUUGCCAGACAGGUCCUAUGCUUUUCCAUAACAUGGUGAAAAACAUCAAUGGAAAGAGGUUGUGUAUGGAGUUCUUUGGCAUGGAUGGGCAUAAAAAUCUGCCCUACCUACUUCUUCUCGCGUGUGCUUUUAGCUAUGGAUUCCCUUUAGUGAUCAUCAUUUCAUGCUAUGUAAAAAUCAACCAUAAACUGCACAAAGUUGCACAGCAGAACACAAUGAGUGGCAAAUAUGGACAAAAUAAAAGAGCCUCUGGGAUUAUCUUCUCUAUUCUGCUGGCUUUUAUUUUAUGCUUCAGUCCAUACCACAUAAACCUUAUGCAGUUUAUGAUUAAGAAGCUUUAUUACCAACCCUCCUGCGAAGAACUGAAGAACUUCAAAAUGUCUCUUCAAGUUACUUUAUCGAUUAUGAACCUUAAUUCCACAUUGGACCCUGUCAUCUACUUCUUUGCAGUUAAAAGCUACAAGCAAAAAGUUAUGAGCAUCUUAAAGAGUCGCCUUUCUGCACCUGGUAUUUCUCUUAAAACGGGCUCAGAGAGCAUCAGCAACAGUUAGAGAGAAGCAGAAGGAGGAUCUGGAAGAAAUCCCCUAUCAAAGAAAGCCCAGCAGAAGAAUGUAGAUUUCUAACCUGUGUGGUGACCUGUACCUCAUUGGACUUUGCAGCUUUAAUGACAUUUCUAUAAAUAUUGUGGUGCAAAAAGGCCAUCUGACAUGUCAUGGAAUGGUGAAGCAAAUACUAAAUGAGUGUAAAUUAUAAGAUCUAUCUAUCUAUCUAUCACCCUGCUUUAAGUUUUUUCAUCAUGUGGAAAUUUUGGUCUUUAGAAACACUUUGAUCUUCCUUAUACUGAUUUUAAAGAUUGAUAUAUAUAGAGUUUGUCAAGAAAGAAAAAUGCUUGCUCUUUGUUUUUUUAAUGGAAGUGACUUUAUUGGAAUCUGUUUUAGUGUUUAAAUCAAUGUGAACAUUUUACUAUUUCUGCUUUUUUAAAGGAAAAGAUCUUAUGAAACUCAUAGAAUUAAUUCUAGACCUAGGUUUCAGGAGAUGGUAGACUUGACUUAUAAGCAUCUCAUAAGGUUGACAGAACUUCUCUUCUAAAGUAUGCUAUUUUGAACGGAACAAAGAAAGACUUUUAAUACUAAAAAUUGUUCCAGGUCACCUUAGAAGGACAGGAUGGUCAUAGUCAAUGAAAGUGUGCCAGCUUGGAGGCAAUAACGAGUAAUGAAAAGAGAGUGAUUUACAGUGCAGAAUUUGACCUGGCAUUACUGUUGUAAAACUGCUGUUUAUAAAUAAUAAAACAAGCAGAUGAUGACAAAUGUAUUCUUUCAAAGGUAAAAUGAAACAAUACUUACUAUUUAUGCUGAAACACAUUGAGAGGUUUCUCUAAGCUUGUCUGAAACAUAUCUAUCAACUUCACGAUAAACAUCAAUUUUUUUGUUUUUGAUGACAAAAAAAUUAAGAAACAAACAUUUCAAAAAUUCAGUUACUGAACUUUCUGUUUGGUCAUAUGAAAAAAGCAGUGAUAUCAAAGAGUCGUAAUAAUAAGCAUUGUGGUAAAUUUUGGAAUUUGCUUAUGACAAUAAAGUGCAUUAGAGUGAAGACUUUGAAAGUGUGUGGGUGUUGAAACAAGUUGUGUGUUCUAACAGGAGAGAGUGAGAUCGUUUUUCUUUAAUUUUCUGGUGGAUUUUGUUUAUAAAUGUGGAAUAAUAAGAGUUUGUACAGUGCUUAUAUAAAAUAGGAGAAAAUUAAUAUAGUGUAAAUAUUAUAAGCUUACCAAACUCCUGUUUGAAUCUGUAUGUGGAAUGGAGUAAGUAUUGUAUAGUGGUUAAGGUGUACCAAUAUUUUUGGUUUUUAAUUUCAAAUUUGU
Messenger RNA from Polypterus senegalus (gray bichir), 2441 nucleotides. RefSeq names its product G-protein coupled receptor 183-like. Gene Ontology annotation, biological process: G protein-coupled receptor signaling pathway. The coding region runs from base 79 to 1134 and encodes 351 amino acids. Gene Ontology annotation, cellular component: membrane. The record is from RefSeq and is a predicted model, not a curated record. Gene Ontology annotation, molecular function: G protein-coupled receptor activity; oxysterol binding. The transcript has 2 exons. Lineage: Eukaryota; Metazoa; Chordata; Cladistia; Polypteriformes; Polypteridae.